CGAUUUUCCUGAAAGAAAUUGUGAUGACAAAGCUGAAUUGUCGCUGAUGGAUCACCAGUUUUUGGAAUCUGUGUCUAAUUCAGUGCAGUUUUCCGAUGGUCACUAUUACGUUGACCUUCCUAUCAAGAAAACAGUCAUCCAAAUGCCUAACAAUCGCACUGCUGCUGUUCAGCGAGCACUAAAUAUCAAGAAAAAACUUCAGAAAAAUCCCUCCUUUCAUGCAGAGUACACAAACUUCAUGACUGACAUGCUAAACAAAGGUUACGCAGUCAAGGUGAAUACAUCACACUUAAAUCAUCAAGAUGGUCAAGUUUGGUAUAUACCUCAUCACGGUGUAUACCAUCCUCAGAAGAAAAAACUGAGAGUGGUGUUUGACUGUGCUGCCAGUUUCCAAGGAAUGUCUUUAAAUAGUGAACUCCUACAGGGUCCAGACAUGACAAAUACACUCAUUGGAGUGCUUACUCGCUUCAGACAAGAGUCAGUUGCCAUGAUUGCAGAUAUUGAAGCUAUGUACUAUCAGGUGAGAGUUCCUGAAAAAGACAGUGAUAUGCUUCGUUUCCUAUGGUGGCCAGAUGGGGAUUUAAAUCAGAACUUGGAUGAGUACAAGAUGGUUGUCCAUCUCUUUGGUGCUAAGUCAUCUCCAAGUGUAGCUAAUUUUGCCCUUAGGAAAACAGCAGAAGACAACCGUAGCAAGUCAACAGUUGAAGCAGUCAAUACAGUUCUCAAGAACUUUUAUGUAGAUGACUGUUUAAAGUCUGUUUCAAGCUCUGCUCAAGCAGUUGCCUUGCACAAUGAUCUCACAAAACUUUGUGCGAGUGGAGGAUUUCGUCUUACAAAAUGGGCAAGCAACAGUCGUGACUUGUUGGCCUCUGUGCCAGAAAGUGAAAGAAUUGCAGGUGUCAGAGACUUGGAUUUAAGCAAAGAUGCACUACCUGUAGAGAGAGCAUUAGGGGUGUUAUGGUGUGUCAAUUCAGAUGUGUUCAAAUUCAGAAUCAAUUUGAAAGAAAAACCUGUAAGCAGAAGAGGAAUUCUGUCAGUCACAAGCUCCAUCUAUGACCCCUUGGGCUUUCUCGCACCUGUAAUAUUGCCAUCAAAGAUUCUAAUGCAACAGUUAUGCAGAGAAAAACUUGCCUGGGAUGAUGACAUUCCAGAACAGAGUGCAGAAAGGUGGAUUUCCUGGUUAAGUGGUCUAAAUCAGUUGACUGACUUCAGUGUACCAAGGUGUAUAAAACCAGUUGACUUUGGAGUGUCCACUUCAGCGCAGCUACACCACUUCUCAGACGCUAGUGAGGUGGGAUAUGGAGUUGUCACAUACCUCAGAUUGUUAAAUGCAGAUGGACUUGCACAUUGCGCCUUCAUGAUGGGGAAGUCUCGUGUGGCGCCACUGAAGCAGACCACCAUUCCACGUAUGGAGUUGGCUGCUGCAGUUGUUGCUGUUAAAACAGACAAGAUGCUGAAAGAUGAACUGGAAUUAGAAUUGCAUGAAUCUGUAUUCUGGACUGACAGCACCACUGUUUUGAGAUAUAUUGUCAAUGAAGGACUUCGUUUCAAAACGUUUGUUGCCAACAGAGUUGCCAUCAUACGAGAGUCAACUAGACCACAACAGUGGAGGUACAUCAAUACCUCAAUGAAUCCUGCUGAUUGCGCAUCCAGAGGACUUACUUGUGAAAGGUUCAUGAAAAAUGUGAACCGGAUCAAUGGUCCUUCUUUUCUCAAAGAAUCAGAAAGCAACUGGCCUGAAACUAAUCAUGACCUAUCAACAAAUUUGGUUGACAGUGAGGUUAAGCAAUCAGUAAAUCUUCUGUAUGCAGUGGAUGACACAGAUGCUUUGAACAAAUUGAUCAAUUAUUACUCAGAUUGGUACAAAUUAAAGAGAGCCGUGGCAUGGAUCCUUCGUUUCAAAGACUUGGUUAUACAGCGCAGCAAUCAAGGUGCUGGAGGUUGA
This is a messenger RNA of Carassius auratus (goldfish), 1945 nucleotides long. RefSeq lists its product as uncharacterized. Bases 47 to 1945 code for a protein of 632 amino acids. The transcript has 2 exons. NCBI's taxonomy places the organism in Eukaryota, Metazoa, Chordata, Actinopteri, Cypriniformes, Cyprinidae. The record is from RefSeq and is a predicted model, not a curated record.